CUAAGCGCUCGCCUGCUAGUGCGCAUGUGCAGGUUGCUCAUCGGGAAUGCGCAUUAAUGAGGGAUGGAGAGCUUAUUGAAGAAGGAGUUAAACACCUCAACCCUGAAGACGGCAGGGCACGCAGGGGGUGGGUGCAUCAGCGAGGGACAAACUUACGAGACCGACCACGGGCGAGUGUUCGUGAAAAUCAACCAUAAGAAUGAGGCACACAGAAUGUUUGAUGGUGAGCUGGCAAGUCUAGAUGCCAUCUUGAAAACCAGCACAGUCAAGGUGCCCAAACCCAUUAAAGUGAUUGACCUUUCUCCUGGAGGAGCAGCAUUUGUCAUGGAGCAUUUGGACAUGAGGAGUCUUAAUAGACAUUCAGCUAAGCUUGGGGAACAACUAGCUGACCUGCACCUUCACAACCUGAGGCUCAAGCAGAAGCUUCAGAAAGGAGAACAAACUGUCGGGCAAGGCCCGGGACAGUCCCAGUUGCAGCAUACAGACGAGUUUGGGUUCCACACAGUUACGUGCUGUGGGUAUAUUCCCCAGGUGAAUGACUGGCAUAGUGACUGGGUCACGUUUUUCACUCAACAUCGCAUUCAGCAUCAGCUUAACCUCAUUGAGAAGGACUAUGGGGACCAACAAGCAAGGGAGCUCUGGAGUGAACUGCAGCUCAGAAUCCCUGAAUUGUUCCAAGAUGUGGAAAUCGUUCCAGCCUUGCUACACGGUGACCUGUGGGGAGGCAAUGUUGCUGAAAAUGAAGCCGGUCCUAUCAUUUUUGACCCAGCUUCCUUCUAUGGUCACUCCGAGUUUGAACUGGCUAUUGCUGGGAUGUUUGGCGGCUUUAGCGGUUCUUUUUACUCUGCCUACCACAAGGCGAUUCCCAAGGCUCCUGGGUUUGAUAAACGCCUGAAAUUUUAUCAGCUCUUUCAUUAUCUGAACCACUGGAAUCACUUUGGCACCGGGUACAGAGGCUCUUCUCUCGGUGUCAUGAGGAGCUUGCUAAAGUAAAGCAGUAGGUAGCUCACAAAGAUUGGCGUAAGUAUGCUUAACUAAUACUGCUUCACUUCAUUGCAUUACGAUAAUACGCCGUAGGAGCCUGGCGUGAAUUGCAUAAGCAGAGAAUCCUAACCUGUGGAAAUUUCAGAGGAAUCCUUUUUGGUGACAUCUGAUGAUUCCACAGCAUCUUGUAUGGUAAAAAUGCUUGACUUGGAAACCUGUUAUGGUGUUUGUUCUGCACAGAACCAUCGGGCAUUUGCUCUGCUGUCUGAUAUUCCAGUCCCAUGUGUUCCUCUGGAAUUUACACCCAUAAUUUAUGUAUUUCAUUGUUAAUACUAAAGUACUUCCCUUCUGAUGUGCAUUUGGGAUUUUAGCAGGGUAGACCUCUGGGAAGGAAAAUGAAAUAUGUUGUGCUUGCAUUUGCAAGAAGAUUUGAACGUAGUAAUGAAACAUUUUGUGAAAUGAAAUUGAAAACGCACAGUAUCUGUGAAAAAGAACUGAAAACAAAAUAAAGAGCUAAUUAAAGAAA
Polypterus senegalus (gray bichir) is the source of this 1510-nucleotide messenger RNA. Its product is annotated as fructosamine 3 kinase related protein. The record is from RefSeq and is a predicted model, not a curated record. The coding region runs from base 64 to 993 and encodes 309 amino acids. NCBI's taxonomy places the organism in Eukaryota, Metazoa, Chordata, Cladistia, Polypteriformes, Polypteridae. The transcript is spliced from 6 exons.